UAAUGUUGGUAGCUCAUAUUUCACAGGAAGUUUCUUCCUAGUUACAUAUAUGAUGUCUUUUCCUUUAAAGUCGUGCUGGUAAGAGCACACAAUGGGACGUUACUCUCAAGAACCAGUAAACGCUGCAAAAUCGUGCAAGGCACGAGGCUCCAGCCUGCGAGUGCACUUCAAGAACACACAUGAAACGGCACGAGCUAUUAAGAAUUUGUCUCUACGAAGGGCACAGAAAUAUUUAAAAAAUGUCAUCGAGCAUAAGGAGUGUGUCCCAUUCCGGAGAUUCAAUGGUGGUGUUGGUAGAUGUGCUCAAGCUAAACAGUUUGGUACUACACAAGGUCGUUGGCCCAAAAAAUCUGCAGAAUUUUUACUGCAAUUAUUGAAAAACGCUGAAAGUAAUGCUGACGUUGAUGGCCUGGAUCUUGACCGCUUAGUAAUCAAUCACAUUCAAGUAAACCAUGCUCCGUGUUUACGUAGAAGAACGUACAGAGCGCACGGACGCAUUAAUCCUUACAUGAGUUCGCCUUGCCACAUUGAGGUAAUCCUAACUGAAAAGGAAGAUUGUGUGGUAAAGAGCCCAGAAGAAGAGCCAUCAAAAAAGAAACUUAGCAAGAAGAAGCUUGCUAGACAGAAGGAAAAGAUGAUGAGAGAAUAAUUUUAAAUUAUAGCCGAUAAUUGUAUUAUGAAAACUGAAAAUUACACACUGUUGUAUAAU
Ceratina calcarata is the source of this 709-nucleotide messenger RNA. RefSeq names its product ribosomal protein L17 (gene RpL17). Bases 92 to 649 code for a protein of 185 amino acids. Gene Ontology annotation, biological process: cytoplasmic translation. Gene Ontology annotation, molecular function: structural constituent of ribosome. The record is from RefSeq and is a predicted model, not a curated record. Lineage: Eukaryota; Metazoa; Arthropoda; Insecta; Hymenoptera; Apidae. Gene Ontology annotation, cellular component: ribosome; cytosolic large ribosomal subunit. The transcript has 5 exons.